AUGAAUUAUGGAUCCCAAGGACAGUCAUCAGUAAAUGCUUGGAAUCGAUUUGAUGUCUUGGAUCCUAAUUAUGCAUGGAAUAAUGCAACACCGAGUUCAGGUAUUGGUAUGGGGUUAACUCCUUACGGACAACUUUCUAGUGGUCCGUUUUCGCCCUACUAUAGUGUCACAGAGUUAAAUAGUUACAAUAGUAUGCCAUAUGGAAAUGUGAACAACAGUCGACUUGCCAGUGAUGGAUUGAGUUGUUUUGGACAGUCACAACCCUGGAACGUUACAAACAGCAAAUCAACUGCCUUGUCAGGGACAGUAUCAUUUCAAAAUUACAUAUCGACCGGUAUUAAUUCCUUACCCACUGUUUCCAGUUCAUCUGCAUUCAACGCCGUUAGUGGUCAAAGCAAUACAAACAAAUAUGGAAGUAAUACAUCUACGUCCAUUGUAAGUAACAUAUCCUAUCCUACACAAUCAUCGGUCACAAAUGCUUGGUCAGGUGCGAGCGGUGUUAGCUGUGCUUUAUAUACAGGAACGAACACUACUUCUACUCAAGUGCCGGCUAUUGCAAUUUCUGCUCCCACAAAUUUAAGUGCUGGAAGUUAUUCCUCAAAUGUCCCAAAUAUUACUUCAGCUGCCGGUAUAGUAGCACAAACUGCUGCUCAAACAAGGGAAUUAGAUCUGGCACGUAUGGAGGUGGUAGCUGCAUUACUUCAUGGUAUGCCAUUACAACCAGAAGAAGUCGAUCGUGCAGACUUAUUGGAUGCUAAAUCUCAUUUGAUUGCAAAGUGA
This is a messenger RNA of Schistosoma turkestanicum, 780 nucleotides long. Lineage: Eukaryota; Metazoa; Platyhelminthes; Trematoda; Strigeidida; Schistosomatidae. The record is from the annotation of a GenBank genome assembly.